Adineta steineri is the source of this 368-nucleotide messenger RNA. Lineage: Eukaryota; Metazoa; Rotifera; Eurotatoria; Adinetida; Adinetidae. The record is from the annotation of a GenBank genome assembly.
UACAUAUAACAAGAUUUAUUCAUCAACAAGGAAAUAUUCAAACAUUAGUAGUCAAACAAAGACAAUCACGAGAUUUACUUAUUACUCAACGUAUUCUAAUUAUUGUUAGUUUAUUACUUAUUCUUGGAAUACCUGGAAUGACUCUUAUAUUUAUGUUUAUAAUAACAGGUGAAGAACAUCCCAUACUUGCUCGAAUUGCAUUUUUUCCAGUUAGCGCAUCUCAAAUGGGAUUGAGUGUAGCAUUGCUUUUUUCUAUUCCACAACUGAAAAAAAUUGUUCUAAACUUACGAACAAUAAACACAGUGAUGCCAGUCAAUCAAACCGCACGAGGCACAGUGCAAAUGAGAACAAUUACGGGUACUCAAUAA